GGGCCCCCCUUACCCCUCACUCCCCCUUCUUACCCGGACUCUCCCUCCCCCCAUGAAGAUCUGCCAUCCAAGUCCCGACUGGAUUUUGCACGCCUUGGGUUCUUGGUCCAGCCACACAGGUCAAAGGUACCAAACUUCUUAGCCACAAGCCAUUUCCUAUUUUCACUGUACCUUUGAGACCACGUCUUGUAAGCAGUCUAGAGCCUUGUCUGGAAUCAUGCCUCUGUUAGGAACACCAGCCCCACCCAACAAGAGGAAAAAGCUUUCCAAGAUCAUCACUGACCUGUCACACAUAACCCAAGAUGAGUAUGAAUCUGAGCCUGAGGCCUCAGAGUUUGACUUGGGGAAGAAAAUCAGGGUACCCAAGGACGUCAUGCUGGAGGAACUAUCCCUUCUGAAGAACAAAGGCUCCAAGAUGUUCAAGAUGAGGCAGAUUCGUGUAGAGAGGUUCAUCUAUGAGAACAACCCCGACCUCUUCAGUAGUGAGUCCAUGGAUAACCUCCAGAAGUUCGUGCCCAGCCUGGGGGGCCAGAUGAUGGAUGUUGGUGGCCGCCUGAUUGGUGGACAGAUGGCUGGUCAGGCUGGUGGGACCGGCAAAGCACCAGUGCCUCCUCCCAAACCCGGAAGCUAUGGCAAGGGAGCAGGGGGUGGGCUGCUAGCAGGUGGGCUCGCUGGAGGAGCGGGAGGGAAGGAUGGUGUGUCAGGAGAUGCCUCACAGAGUGAGGAAAGUGCUCAGGAAAAGGCUAAAAAGAGGGAUGCAUAUGGGAGGACAUACGUUUCGCCUUGGGAACGGGCUAUGAAGGGCAACGAAGACCUUCUAGCCACAAUGAAGGCUCAAAUGCCAGGACCCUAUUUUUAUAAGGAGCUGAGCAAAUAUAAGAGCUUUAACAGGAGUGCUAUGCCCUAUGGAGGCUUUGAGAAGGCCUCUCAGCUGAUGACCUUCCAGCUGCCAGACAUCGAGGUGGCUGUUGAGGAGCCUGAAACAGCGGUGGUGUACCAGCAUGAUAUCGGCUCACGACCCUCCUUUAACCGCACACCCAUUGGUUGGGGGGGUAGCGCUGAACCAGGCAGCAUCCACAUGGAGUUGGAUACUAUACCAUUUGAUGGGGAGACUGACGACCUGUGAACCUACGACCCUAAACAAACCUAAUUUAUGCCUGUUCUUAUUUCCCUGCACUAUAAUAACCAAAAACACACCUAUGCACACAUAGUCACAAUGCAACAAACUGUAGAUCCAUCAGGAAGACGUUUAAAAUGUGAAAGGCAAACGUCUCUACUUGUACUUUUAACUUUGAUUCUAAAUCUGCAUCUGAAUGUGAGCUUUGAACGAAGAAAUAUGUAUGUAUUUUUGGAGGAAUUGAAUGCAGGAAUUAUAUCAAUUUAAAUGAAGGUGUCA
Messenger RNA from Rhinichthys klamathensis goyatoka, 1396 nucleotides. RefSeq names its product myozenin 1a (gene myoz1a). Gene Ontology annotation, molecular function: telethonin binding; actin binding; FATZ binding. The transcript is spliced from 6 exons. Gene Ontology annotation, cellular component: Z disc; actin cytoskeleton. NCBI's taxonomy places the organism in Eukaryota, Metazoa, Chordata, Actinopteri, Cypriniformes, Leuciscidae. The record is from RefSeq and is a predicted model, not a curated record. The coding region runs from base 218 to 1126 and encodes 302 amino acids.